This is a messenger RNA of Saccharomycopsis crataegensis, 942 nucleotides long. It is a transcript of the gene SIL1, whose product is annotated as Sil1p. The record is from RefSeq and is a predicted model, not a curated record. Gene Ontology annotation, molecular function: adenyl-nucleotide exchange factor activity. Lineage: Eukaryota; Fungi; Ascomycota; Saccharomycetes; Ascoideales; Saccharomycopsidaceae. Gene Ontology annotation, cellular component: endoplasmic reticulum. The transcript has a single exon. The coding region runs from base 1 to 942 and encodes 313 amino acids.
AUGGCCUCAAGUCAAGAGUUAAUCUGUCCUGAUUUGAACCUUGAAAACUGCUUUCCAAAGAAGUUUGUGGCAACCAAUGAGUGGCAAAUCAUCAAACCAGGUCAAGAAGUUCCUGAGGGGCUUCAUUACAGACUAAAUUUUGAAACAGGGAUAAAGCAGGCAAAGCUAUUGGAUCCUAAUGAAAGCGAGGAUAAUAAGGACCGAGAAAUGGCAGUUUUGGUAAGUGAUGAGUCCAAUUCUAUUCAGGAAUUCCAGGAUGAAGAUUAUGAUAAUCUUUGGGGAAAUGAUGAUCCAGUCAAUGUGGUUCUAGAAGAAGUGACUCCAGAUGAGGGAAAGGGUGAAGGUAUAAGCUUCCAACAAUCCCUUCAAAAUUUACAUCAUAUUUUUCGCUCAUCCAAGAAUAUUGAAUCUGUGAUUUCCAAUAAUUAUGAUGCUAUAGAGAAAUCACUCGAUUCUUUGAUCUAUUCUGCUCAUGAUAUCGAAUUUGGGAGGGAAUUCACUGCAGAUAAUCUGAAUAUUAUUUUAUUUUUCUCUAUCAUCAACAACCCCAACAUCGCUCAAAUUGAUAUCAAAGAGAAAUUACUACGAAUCAUUGGCUCUAGUAUAAGAAAUAAUGAAGAAUCAUUGCAAAACAUAAUGCAGUACAAUCAUGGAGGUGACCCAUUACUUAACAGUCUAAUAAGCUUCAUUGAUAUUCAAUUGACCUCAUCGACUGCCAAGGCAUAUGUUGAUCAGAUAUUGAUCAAACGUACAGUUGGGGUUUUGAAUGCUUUAAUUUAUAAUAAGGGAGCAUUGGCAGAUUUCGAAAGGCUAAAAAUCAAGGAUUUUCUAAGCAACAGGUUCAAUUUAUUAAACAGUGAUGUUAAGAAGAGAUGUAUCAACUUGUUGAAUGAUUAUGACUUGCUCAUAGGUGAACAUGAUACCAGAAGUGAUGAACUAUAA